Molecule: messenger RNA, 543 nt
Organism: Acanthoscelides obtectus
Lineage: Eukaryota; Metazoa; Arthropoda; Insecta; Coleoptera; Chrysomelidae
Source: the annotation of a GenBank genome assembly
CCCACCCAUCAACUGACGUACAGAACAUGACAAGAAAAUCUUGGUCGCGUGGUGGAACAAACGUUGAAAAGACUUGAAUCUCGUGUGACGAAAAUUACGUAUAUCUUUUGAUGCUCCAACCGAAGCACACAGACGGGCCUGAGUUUUCAAAAAUGAAGAUCAGCUCAUUGAAGUCAAAAGCACUGAAAAAUGUAAGAGCCAGAUCCCAACUCCGCUGGUGGUAUCUUCACAACGCACUGGCGCAUCCCUCUCAGUUAACUCAACAGUUUUUUGAAAAAAUCCAAGUGUUAGAUCAUUCACUUUGCAGCCCUGACCUGGUGCCAUGCGAUUUUAGAUUUUUUCCGGUUGGCAAGUCACAGCGGAGGAGCAAUGUGAUUCCUGAUUUGAUGAUUGAUCCUUCAUAAUAUCGUGAAGUAUGCCUCAAUAAACAAUAAAUAGCUUUUUCAUAUGCCGCCGUCUAUGUACCGUAAGAGCUGAAGGAACUUAACUCUCGUGGUCUUUUUUAUGGACAAAAUUAUGAUGGUAGAUAACCCAUACGGUGCA